UCUAACAAACAGUCGUCCUAUCAGGGCGUGGACUGGAGGUACCCAUCACGGCUCCAUCUGCGGGUGGUCACCCUGGUGGAGCACCCCUUCGUCUUCACCCGGGAGGUGGAUGAGGACGGUCUCUGUCCCGCUGGUCAGCUCUGCCUGGACCCCCUCACCAACAACACAGCCCUGCUCCAGUCCCUCUUCCUCCAGGGGCCUAAUGACAGCAUUCCCAUGAAGUAUAAGAAGUGUUGCUAUGGUUAUUGCAUAGACCUCUUAGAGAAACUGGCGGAGGACAUAGGCUUCGACUUCGACCUGUAUAUUGUAGGUGACGGAAAGUACGGUGGGUUUAAGAACAGGCGCUGGACAGGGCUGGUGGGGGAUCUUCUCAGUGGAGCGGCCCACCUGGCGGUCACAUCCUUCAGUAUAAACUCGGCCCGUAGCAGGGUUAUAGACUUCACCUCCCCGUUCUUCUCCACCUCUCUGGGCAUCCUGGUGCGGAGCCGGGACACGGCCGCGCCCAUCGGGGCCUUCAUGUGGCCCCUGCACUGGUCCAUGUGGCUGGGAAUCUUCAUCUCUCUACACGUCACGGCCGUGUUCCUCACCGUCUACGAGUGGAACAGCCCGUUUGGGAUGACGCCGCGAGGCAGGAACAGAGAUAAGGUGUUCUCCUUCUCCUCGGCUCUGAACGUCUGCUAUGCCAUCCUGUUCGGCCGUACGGCUGCCAUUAAGCCUCCUAAGUGCUGGACGGGUCGGUUCCUCAUGAAUCUCUGGGCUAUCUUCUGCCUGUUCUGUCUCUCCACCUACACAGCGAACCUGGCCGCCGUCAUGGUGGGGGAGAAGACCUUCGAGCAACUCUCAGGAAUACACGAUCCAAAGGUAAGAAAGGCUACUCAGCUUUAUUAACUUAAUCAUUUAAAUAUAUGCUGUGUAGAUGAGUACUACUUGCAGUACAGGCAUAAAUAGUGCAUCAUAGGGUGUUGUGGGGCUGAGGCUGGGCAUGGAGCUGGGGCUGGGGAGAGGAGCCGGGGGAGAGAAGCCUGGGGAGAGGGGCUGGGGAGAGGGGCUAGGGGAGAGGGGCUAUGGAGAGGGGCCUGGGGAGAGGGGCUGGGGAGGGUGGCUGGGGUAUGGGUAUGGGGCUGGGACUGGAUGAGGCAUAAGGUUCAGGAGGUUAUGGAUUUUACAAUGGAGAGGAGUUGAAGUCAAAAAGAUAUUUUUGAAAAGAGUCAAGUAGAUCUAUGAGGGUUGUAGUGUUGUGGAGAGUUCCAGUUUAAAGUGCAGUAUCAUCACAAUGAAUCAGUUCUAAGUAGCCUGGGGUGGUCCUAGUGGUCUACGCCGCCUCCAGAAUAGGUCAUAUAAUGUACCAGUGUGAAUGUGGGAUGGAAUCCGACCCACUGCUAUUCUAGCACACCCUCUCCUCCUAUCUUUCUUGUAAGUCUUUCACUGUCCUGUCUAAACAAUAUAUGUGAAACGGCUGGACAGCACAACUCCUUUAGAAAUAAAACAAAUAACAAUCACAGUUUAAAGGUGACAGGAGCUAAGAGAGCUCUGUAACAGGUACAGGAGGUAAUAGACCACAGUUACAGGAGGUAAUAGACCUUAGUAACAGUUACAGGAGGUAAUAGACCACAGUUACAGGAGGUAAUAGACCUUAGUAACAGUUACAGGAGAUAUUAGACUACAGUUACAGUUGGUAAUAGGUCACAGUUACAGGAGGUACUAGACUACAGUAACAGUUACAGGAGAUAUUAGACUACAGUUACAGUUACAGGAGGGAAUAGGUCACAGUUACAGGAGGUACUAGACCACGUAGACCACAGUAAGAGUUACAUAUUUUCUGUUCUUCCAGCUUCAUCACCCAUCACAGGGGUUCCGCUUCGCGACGGUCCGGGAGAGCAGUGCUGAGGAUUACCUGAAGAAAAGCUUUCCAGAGAUGCACGGAUACAUGACACGAUACAACGUACCAGCAACCCCAGAUGGAAUAGAACAUCUGAAGUGA
Messenger RNA from Coregonus sp. 'balchen', 1981 nucleotides. The record is from the annotation of a GenBank genome assembly. Lineage: Eukaryota; Metazoa; Chordata; Actinopteri; Salmoniformes; Salmonidae.